Metopolophium dirhodum (rose-grain aphid) is the source of this 3173-nucleotide messenger RNA. RefSeq lists its product as uncharacterized. NCBI's taxonomy places the organism in Eukaryota, Metazoa, Arthropoda, Insecta, Hemiptera, Aphididae. The coding region runs from base 191 to 1894 and encodes 567 amino acids. The transcript is spliced from 8 exons. The record is from RefSeq and is a predicted model, not a curated record. Gene Ontology annotation, molecular function: protein binding.
CCGAAUGGGUCGUACUAUUUACGAACUAUGUCUUAUUCCUCUGUAGUUUUACACGUUACGACAACAUCGCAAAAAAACUGUAUGAAUAUUUUAAAUGAGUUUAUAUAGUUAAUUAUACCUAAUAUUGGAAGUGUUAAAAAAAAUCAUAUACCUACCUAAACGAUUUCAGUUACAACAGAAUUUGAAUAAAAUGAUUUUAAAUUUCUUCAAGAUUUUUUGUUUCACUAUGGCAAUAAAAAAUUUUCCUGGACGAACACUAGGGGUGAAAUUAGGUGAAAGGUGUUUAUCUAAUCAAGAAUGUGACACAGGAUUUAGCAGAUGUCACCAGGAGUCUGGAAUUUGUUCUUGUUUACCAUACUACGCACGAGUGAACAAUGCAUGUUUACAAUCUACGCUUUUAGGAUUUGAGUGUGUUGUGGAUGAGCAAUGUUCAUUGAAAGUAGCUAAUAGUAGAUGCCUUAAUAAUGUAUGCGAGUGUGAAUCUAAGUUUUGGCAGUAUCGAAGACAUACAUGUUUAUCUCCUGCCAAACUGGGAGAAGUGUGUUAUAGUGACACUCAUUGUGCACUGUCGGAUGAAAAUAACCGAUGCCAGUUCACCAUGCCUGGUGUAUUUGGAUUUUGUAUUUGCGAUCCUGCUUCCCCGGACUGUAUAUACAAAGCACAAAAUUCGAUUUUGAUUAAACCUAAUAGUUCAGCAUUCAAAUACCCAUUUAGUAAACCAGAUCUAAAGAAAAAAUUUCCGUACCAAAAACGACCUUGGCAAACGGAUGACCUAAGACUCACAACGACUACCUCAACAAUUAAGCCAUUACGACCAAUCAAUAAACCACAAAUGCCUCCUCUAAAACGGCCCAUUAUAAAAACAAAUUUAACGAAUAAUGGUAUAAAAUUUACUGCCGUUCCGGUGACGAACACUCAGUCAUCUGUAAUUUCUCUCAACUACACAACAGUUGCAUCGAAGAACAUAACAUUUAAACCUCAAUUUGCUAUAGUGCCCACGCCGUCACCAAUCAAAAUUUACUUAAAAAGUCCAUUGAAAGAUUCACAAAAUAAAAGCCAAACAAUUGUCAACGACUCAUCUAUAAAAGUGCAUAAGAAACCAAUUAGUAAUACAGGUAUUAUGUUAAGGAAGGGAGAACCUAAACGACGCAUUAGUCUUGGAUUUCCGUGUGUUAGCGAUGCGCAGUGUAUGCGAAAUGAUGAAAACUCAAGAUGCCUACAUGGAAUUUGUGAUUGCCUACCAAACAAUAAGACAAUUGAUCAGUGUACAGCGAAAACUCGAGGUUGUUUACAGAAUACAUUCCAAUGCCGAUCUAGUGGUAAAUGCAUUAGUUGGUUCUUUGUAUGCGAUGGCCGAACUGGUGACUGUGGGGAAGACGACAAUUCGGACGAAGAAUGUUCGGGUAAUCAGCAAUGUCCAAGUACCACGUUUGCUUGUCGGUCUGGUAAAGCCCCCAGGAAUUUAUGCGUUUCUAGAUCAACGCGAUGCGAUGGUGUGAAAAACUGUCCACUCGGGGAUGAUGAAGAGAGCUGCAACGCCGUUGAACAUAAAGGGUGUCCGGCGUAUACGUUCCAGUGCGGCGACGGUCAGUGUCUACCAGAGUACGAGUUGUGCAACGCGGUGGUGACGUGUGCCGACAAAUCGGACGAGUUGGAAGGCCUGUGCGGCGGCGGUGCGCCGAUGACCGUCGGCAACAGGACAUCCGCCGCGCGUCCCCCGCAGCCGUUGACCCGGGUCCGCGGUGCCUACCGGCACAGCCCGGCCGAAUGCCCUUUCCGGUGUAGGAACGGCCGGUGCCGAUCGACCGCCGUACUGUGUUCUGGUCGGGACGGAUGUGGUGACGGGUCGGACGAAUCGGGCUGUUCCGUUUGCAAAUGCCCUGCAGUUUCAUAAAAAUAUAUUGAAGUUCUUAUUUUAAGAAGAUUAUGGCAUUAAACAGUUCUACCACUACGACGCUCAUCACUACAUUCACUUAUACUUUAUGGCGUAUACUAUAAUAUUAAGUACCUUUACUUAAUGGAAUACAACAAGUGUAAUUUUGUACAUAUAUUAUAUUAUAAUGUAUCUUUAUGUUUGAAACAAAAAAUGUUGUAUUUUGUUUAUUAGAUAGUUAGGUACCUACAUCAAAUUAUAAUUUGAUGUGUUAUUAAUUAUAUUCUUCUUAUUAAUACAUUUAUAUAUUAUCAUUAUUAUUAUUUUUAUAUUACUUGUAUUAAAAAAUAAAUAAUUUUUUUUUAUAGCAAACUUUCUUAUGGUAGGUAUUUAAUAUACCUGAUUUACUAUGAUACGUAACUUAUAUUCUGUAAUUUAUUUAUUUAAUCAGGCGUAUAAAUGUAUACCUAAUAUUAUAACUAAAUAAUAAUGAACCUACUAUUUUUAUAAAAUUAACUAUGGUGUUACAUUUUUAAGUUGGUAUGUAUAAGCAUAAAACUCUAAGGUAUGUGCUAGAGAAUUUUCAAGAGAAGGAUGAAUUAGACUGGUUAGAGAAUUUUUUUUUAUGUAUAAAAUUGUCUUCUAAUAGUUUUAACGGGGUUUAAGGAUUAAUAUAAGCACGAAUGCUUGAUAAUACCAUAUUCUAUUGGUCAAUGGUGGAUGGAUGAGGGGGUUAACUCCAUGUUUAUCCAUCAUCAACAUAUAUGGGGCAGUAAAAAGCUAACUUUUUGACAACAGUAUUUUUUCUGAUAGAAAAGUGAACCUUUGGGAUUCCUUCGGAAGGUCUAAAUCGAAAAUCAUCAAAAAAAAAUCAAAAAUUUCCCAUGCCUAGAAAUAAAUAAAAAGAAACAACCUAUUUUUUUUAAAUUGUACUUACCAUAAUGUAUGGAAAAUUAAAAAUUCAACAAAUAUAGAUUACAGUGACUUAGGUACGACGCGAUAUCGUGAUACAUUCGACAUUUACAACAAUUAAUAAAGUGUACAGCAACGCGGUUACCAUAUCUGUUAUGUUCUUAUUUUUACUAAAAGAUUGGAUGUCAAAUUUCUCAAAUAAUAAUUUUGAACAGUAUUUUAUUAACUUGGAUUAUAUUUUAGUCUAUAGACCUGAUUUUAAAGCACUAAAAUAGCAUUAAAAAAAGAUCAACAUGUUUAAAUUUUAUAAAAAAAAUAUGUUAUUUAUGCAAUGUUUAGUAAAAUUGUCAAUAAAAGUAACAAGAAUAGUAGCUCAUCCUUACUCCAA